Messenger RNA from Rhinocladiella mackenziei CBS 650.93, 657 nucleotides. RefSeq lists its product as uncharacterized. Lineage: Eukaryota; Fungi; Ascomycota; Eurotiomycetes; Chaetothyriales; Herpotrichiellaceae. The record is from RefSeq and is a predicted model, not a curated record. Bases 1 to 657 code for a protein of 218 amino acids. The transcript has 2 exons.
AUGGAAAACAAUCUUGACCCACAGCAGUCGGUCAGCGGCAAACCCAGUGAUUCAACGGAGCAUACCAGAGACGUGGAGGUUUUGGGACGUCGGGGCCACAAGAAGAAGUGGUGGAAUAUGAACGUUGUGGUGAAUGAUGAAAGUGGCUGCUGUACCAUCACGACUGCAUUGCUUAUCAAGCUAGGCUUGAAUAACAAGGUCGUGUUCCCUUUUGACGACGGCCACAACUGUGAACACAAAACCUUAGGCAGGACCCGACUGUUUCUCAGUUGCGGCAGUGGAACGGAACCAACACCAUUCUGCAUUCUGAGGAGCGACAAGAUUGCAGCAGUCAUGACCGGUCAUGAGAAGGUCUGGAAACAACCUUCUAUCCGCGGUUAUGAGAGCUCCAUCGCGCCUGUGGUUUUCGACCCAAUGACUAAAGAACAGGAAGAAGAACAACGACAAAUUGAUGCGGAGGAAGAUGCUAGAGCUCUUCGGGAACUGGCUGCAUUAGUUGAGAAGGAACGGGCCAGUUUUCGGGAACUUAUCCAGAGUCAGACAAGUCAGGGCCAACAGGGCGAGCAACGCGCAAACCAACAGGAUGAGCAACACACAAGCCAGCGGGUGGAACAACAUACGAACCAACAGAACUUACAGCAGAACCACAGGGCCUAG